Messenger RNA from Nothobranchius furzeri (turquoise killifish), 5266 nucleotides. Lineage: Eukaryota; Metazoa; Chordata; Actinopteri; Cyprinodontiformes; Nothobranchiidae. The record is from RefSeq and is a predicted model, not a curated record.
AUGUCGUCUGGCGUAUUUUACUUCAGCAGCAAUCUAUUGCUGGAAGACCUUGGGACUACGAGCCGAGCCAUUACAGCUCGCACGUUUACAUUGGUGGCAGCGGUGUUUGGCGACGUUCACCCCCGGGACGUGGCUCGUGAGAAGGCUACGCAGGACCGCAGGACAAUGUUCGGAGGCUCUUGUACCGGUUUGGACGAGGACAAGCUUGGCGCAGGUUGGACUGAGGAUGUGUGUAACAUCAGAGUGGAGCUGCCCGCGCCAUUUUGUGGCGACGGGCGUAAACUCUUCGCUACGUGGAUUAAACAGUUUGAGGCUGCGGUUCGCGCCCAAACCCGAGGGGCGGGAAGACGGAGUUACACCGCCAAUUUGGCUGCUCUUUUGCCCACUAGACUGGACGGAGCCGCUUUUCUUCUGUGGGAAAGCCUUCCUGCAGCUACGCAAGGUGACUUUGACCGUGUAAAGGAGAAGCUAAAUGAGGCAUUUGGACAGAAACAGUUCAUAUUGUACUUCCAGACCUGUGUUUCUGCUCGGCCUAGGCUGGCUAAUGAGAGUUUGGAGAUAUAUGCGGCUGAUAUUUCGAGGCUUGUCACGGAGGCUUUUCCUGAGUACGACGCCAGGGCGCAAAAUGGAGAAAAGUUUAGGCGUUUCCUCGCCGGUCUGGACCCGGGCCUCCGUGCUAAAUGUCACGAACAGGGGGCUACUGAUCUGGACGAGGCCCUGAUUAUAGCUGGACGUUGUGAGCGGGCUAGGCUGGCCUUGGCCGCAGGGACGCAGACCGGCAACUUCGCGAAUGGCCCGGUGACCGUGGCUACACUUUCUCCUGCUGGUACCGCUGAUAGGGGCUGUGAUAAUAAGGACACAGAGAUUCUCCUUGGUGCUGUGGAGCGGCUGACGGCAAGGAUGGACAAAUUACAGAUGGAUGUGAUGGAUAUGAAGGCGAGUAGCCGCGACGUGGGGGAUGACAGACGGGCUCGUCUGUCGAACCGUGGAGCGCACAUGGACCAGCGUCGUCCGUGUUCGUGCGACUGUGGUGGAGAUGGCUGCCGAUCCGCUGCGAGGGUGCACCAACCGGGGUUUCACGGAGGGGGACGCUUUUCCCGAGGAGGAUGUUCGGAUGGACGCGACGAGGAAUGGCUUGCUCCUUCGAGGGGGUCCAAGGAAGGUUCACCAGAUGACCCGGCAAACCGUUUGGGGAGCAGGAGCCCCCAGAGAUCGCACCCCACGUUCACCUUCUCCAGCUGGACGGAACCAGGGAAACUACCGGUAACUGGUGUUGAGACCCGGACACCAGUUUUUCCCGCUGAGGGUCACAGUGGACGCUCAUCAGUUGUGGCUGAUGUCGCGUCAAUGGACUACAGACCGAUGGGUGAGUUCAAACAUACAUCCUAUGUAAAAGGACUGAUUGAGGGGGUAGAGGUUGCUGUUCUACUUGACUCUGGUUCGAACAUUUCAUUAUUUUCGGAGGACUUCAGAACCUCGAUCCCGGCCCUACGCAAACGCGUACUUGGUGCCGAGUACACAUUUGCUCAUGCUGUUAAUGGACAACUUUUGGACACGCUCGGAACUAUGACUGUUGCAAUCUGUCUGAGCGAGGUUUACGUAGAACAGACUGUACAUAUUGUCAGGGGGGCUACACAAAAAGUUCUUUUGGGUCUUGAUUUCAUGAUUGCAUAUCAGGCUGUUCUAGAUGUGGCUGGGGGGUUUGUUCACCUUAAAGGGAUAGACAUUCCUCUGUUGCAUGCUGCAGAUUUUAUCCCAAAAUGUUGCAACGUAACUAUGUCCACAGAUGUCAGUGUUCCGCCAUACUGUGAAAUGGUUGUUCCCGUGCAGGUAGAACUCCCCCGACCCACGGGUCCACACAUUGACUCUUACAUGGGGUACCUUGAGCCAGAGGCUCGUGACAGUGUGGAGUUUGUGGUUGCGCGUACAGUGGCGCCGGUGAAGGAUGGGCUCACUGUUGCGCGGCUGCUUAAUCCAACUGACCAUGAGCUACACAUGCACACUGGGUCACACUUAGGGGUUCUCUAUCAGGUUGACAAGUGUGAUGUUUUUGAACCUACGGACUGUGUGGACUCUGGUCAUCAGCAAAUAACCUUGCCGGAUCUAUCUGGCUGCCGUUUGUCGGACACCCAGAAAGAACAGCUGCAUGCUGUGUUGUACAAACAUCAGGAAGUUUUCCGUUCUGGGCGGGGUUUUUCCAAAAAUGACGGCAGGAUCAAACACAGGAUUAAUACCAGCAACCAUUCCCCAGUUAAGCAACGAGCUUACCGUACCUCUCCAGACAAGCGUAGGGAGAUGGACAAACAGGUGCAGCAGCUUUUGGCUGACGGUGUCAUUGGGGAAAGUUGUAGCCCAUGGUCCUCUCCUGUAGUUCUGGUUAGGAAAAAGGAUAAUACGUGGAGGUUCUGUGUUGACUACAGGGGCCUAAAUGCCAUUACGGUGAAGGAUUCGCACCCCCUUCCACGGGUGGAUGACACAUUGGAUGCUCUCGCUGGGGCCACAUGGUUCAGUACAUUAGAUUUCUCAGAUGGCUACUGGCAAGUUGAGGUAGCUGAAGAAGACCGUGAAAAGACUGCAUUCACUACCGGACGUGGGCUGUACCAGUUUAGGUCAAUGCCAAUGGGUCUGACCAAUGCUCCAGCAACCUUCCAAAGAGUCAUGGAGCUAGUGCUUAAAGGCCUCCCCUGGCAGAUCUGUAUGGUAUACCUUGAUGACAUACUUAUUUACAGUAAGUCCUUUAGUGAGCAUGUGGUGGCGCUGGACGAGGUGCUGUCAAGGAUUAGGUCUGCAGGCUUGCGACUGAAGGCAACGAAAUGUCAGUUGGCACGUGACCGUGUAGUGUUUUUGGGUCACGUCAUCUCGGCGGAGGGGCUACGUCCGGAUCCCCGGAACACAUGCAAGGUGGAGAACUGGCCCAUCCCUCGUUCCGCGACGGAGGUGCGUGCUUUCCUUGGCCUCUGUUCAUAUUAUCGGAGGUUUGUGAAGGAUUUUGCGCAAAGAGCCUCACCUCUUGUCCGCCUCACUGGGAAAAAUGCCCCUCUUCUGUGGACAGCAGAAUGCUAUGAGGCUUUCGAGUUCCUACGGAACACGCUGUGUUCUGAACCUGUAAUGUGUCACCCUGACUUUGCACAACCUUUUGUUUUAUACACAGACGCGUCCCAGACUGCAGUUGGAGCUGUGCUCGCGCAGACCUGUGAUGGUCUGGAGAGAGUUGUUGCAUACGCCAGCCAUGCUCUCACUGCAGCGGAGCGCAAGUGGUCCACGUAUGAUAGGGAGCUGUGGGCAAUAGUGUGGUCGGUCCGAAACUUUAGACAUUACCUAGGCCUACGGCCUUUUACCAUCGUUACUGACCACAGACCCUUACUUGGUCUAAGGCGGCUCCCUGUUGACAAUGACCAUACAGGUCGCCGUAGUCGCUGGGCUCUUGAGUUGGACCCAUACGACUGGGUGAUUGUUCAUAAGAACGGAGUGCAUCAUACCAAUGCUGAUGCUUUAUCUCGGUGUCCUGUCUUGCCUGUAGCAGCGGCAAGUUCGGGGACACAAACCGCUGAUUUUUCUGCCAGCAUGGUGUGCUCUGUUGGAGCCCCAGAGGAGUCCCCCCAGAAUGUGUCGGCCUCUGACAUGCCCAGACCUAUUGAGCCUGAUGUUCAGGCUGAUCAGGUCAUGAUUCAAUCCCUGUCUCAUGAUGGCUCUGACGUUAAGCAGCUCCAGGUGAGGGACCCAGAUAUUGCCUGUGUCCUAAACUGGCUUAAAGUAGGCCAAAGACCACCACGAGGGAGAAUAAAAGGUGCUGGCCGGGGAAUUAGGAUUUUGUGGCAUGAGUUUCCACGGAUGGCUCUGGUCGACGGGAUUUUGUGCAGGGUGGUUGCAUUGUCAGAUGUGGAGCAGACUCGGCAGAUUGUCGUACCAGGCGCCAUGGUUCCCGAGGUUUUGCGCCAUCUGCAUGGUGGUCCAUUGUCUGCCCACCUCGCGGUUGAGCGAACCUUGGCUCGGGCACGCAGCGUGUGCUACUGGCCCAGUAUGUAUGCGGACAUCCGUGCGUGGUGUGACCAGUGUUAUGCUUGCCAGAGACGCAAGUCCCCAGUUCCCCAUCAGCAAGCCCCUAUGAAGUCCUCUUUAGCACAGCGUCCUUUCCAACGUGUUGCGGCCGACAUACUGGAGUUGCCCAUCACUUCAAAGGGCAACCGUUAUGUUUUGGUCGUUGAAGACUACUUCACGAAGUUCGUUAAUCUUUAUGCCAUAACUGACCAGAGAGCCUCCACCGUGGCUGAAUGCCUCUUUAAUAGGCAUAUUCUCGAGCAUGGGGUGAUGGAAACUCUUCAUACGGACAUGGGCCGACAGUUUGAAUCUGAGGUUGUUAAACUUUUGUGUGAAAGGUUGGGGGUAAAAAAAACACAUACCACACCCUACAACCCCAAAUCAGAUGGCAUGGUGGAAAGACUGAAUAGAACCCUUAUUGAUCAGCUUGCUAAGAUUCUACUGGCAUGUGAGGGUGAGUGGGACUCUUUCCUGGCACAUGUAGCAUUUGCUUACAACACUAGCGUGCACUCCAGUACUGGGUUUACUCCUUAUUUUCUCACCCAUGGGCGAGAGGCUCGCACUCCAGUGGACAUGGUGCUGGGCCCGAGCCUGCAAUGUGGUCCCGGGCAGGAUUCUUCGAAUGAGUUUGUUCUUUCCCUGCAGAGACGCCUACAGACUGCUUUUCGGCAGUGUAGGGACAACAGCGUAACUGCCAGUGACAAACAGAGAGCAUUCUACGACAGAGGACAACGACAUCAGCCAUAUGAGCCCGGGGACCUGGUGUGGUUAAAUGAUCCGACGGAGAGCCGUCGUAAACUGGCUCCCCAUUGGAAAGGUCCUUACAGUGUGCAGCGGAGACUGGACAGGGACAACGUGGUUGGGGUUACCUAUGUGAUCAGUAGCCCAUUUGGAGAUGAGGCUCCCAUCCAAACUGUACACUAUGACCGACUGCGGCGCUACUGCCUUCCUGUGACCUUUCCACUGACUGGCCCGUCCCGGGCUCCAUCUGUGUGUUUACCAUCUCUCGGGCCUCCAGGCCUUGCUCUGUCACCAGAUGGUUAUGAUUCAGGGACCUCGAUUCCCCCACCUGAGUUUGGUGUUAGUUCCGGCCUUAGUUUGGAGGGGUCCUCUUUUCCUAUGGGUACUCCAGUACAGGUUUCUCGUGCUGGGCGGUGUGCCAAACCACCAGCACGUUUUGCUGAUUUUGUGAUGGGGUAAUGGUUUGGAGUUUGUAUUUUCUUUUGUU